UAAUCUACGUCUUAAUACGCAAAAUCUCCUUCGCCACAAGAUUCUCUGUGCAUUUACUUGACAACCUGAAUCCCGAGUUUGGUCUGGAGAUUCUUUUAAGUUCUGCACCGUCCUUGUAGUGGUUCUACUUUGUGGGAGCUCUGGUAUGUUAUAAGCUAGAACAAUUGCUUAGGCAUUUAUCUUGGCAUGGGAGUUGUGACUGUUUCUAGCUCAGCUGCAAGGGCACCACUAGGAUUGAGCACCAAAGUUUCAACUGAUCGCUCCACAUUGAAAAGACCUUCAGUUGUUGCAUUCAAAGCUGAUAAAUCCAAUAACACCAUCCUGGUUGUGCCAAAUGAUCAGAUUCCAUUGCACAUAGAAACAACUAGGGAGAAUCAAAAGAAAGUAGGAAGAGCUAGCAAACCUACGAAAAGGGUAAAAUCAAUCUCUGCGAAUAUCUUUUCUCCGAGUAGCCGGGAAGUGGACUACAAUGAGGCUGCUGCCAAACUUGAAAGUAUAUACAAGCUUAGCCCCACAGUUGAAACUUCUGACCUGGAACAUGUUGAUGGUUUGAAGAGGAGAGGCCAAAGGAGAAAGAAGAGUGGCGAAGAUGACAAAGCAGGUAGCAAAACUAGUAAAAUUGUUGUCAGGAGCCGGAAAAGGAAGGCAAAGCGAUUGGAUCUUGAUAAAAGGAUUGCACUGAGAAAUAGGAAAGAGGAGGAGUUAGUGGACGCAAUUACUUCAGUUCGGAAGAGAAAAGAUGGUAAGGAUGAACAUGAGAAGAUUGAACAGCUGGUAAGGGAGUAUUCAGGUGCCACUGAUUUGGGAAGCUUGGACUGGAAGAGGAUGAAAAUACCUCCUGUUCUUCCUUCCACUGAGCAUGUUUGGCUGUUCAAGUUGAUGCAACCUUUGAAGGCACUCUUUAAGGUGAAAGAGGAAUUGGGAACAACGUUUGGGAGAGAGCCAACGGAUGGUGAAUUAGCUGAGGCCACAAAUAUUAGUGUUGUCCAAAUAAGAAAACAAAUAGAGGUCGGUCAAGCAGCAAGAAACAAACUCAUUAAGCACAAUCUCCGACUUGUAUUAUUUGUUAUGAACAAAUAUUUUCAAGACUUUGCAAAUGGCCCCAAAUUUCAAGACCUUUGUCAGGCUGGAGUCAAGGGGCUUAUUACAGCAAUUGAUCGCUUUCAACCGAGGAGAAAUUUGAGGUUGUCAACUUAUGGAUUUUUUUGGAUAAGGCACGCAAUUGUUCGUUCAAUGACACUCACAAGCUUUCGGCGUGUCUCAUUUGGCCUUCAAUCUGUUAGACUUGAGAUCCAGAGAGCCAAACUUGAGCUGUUGAUUGAGCUCCAAAGGGAACCAACGGAGGAAGAAAUUAUCAAGAAAGUUGGGAUAUCGCCUGAGAGGUACCAAGAAGUGAUGAGGGCUUCAAAACCUGUUCUCUCACUUCAUUCAAGGCAUGCUAUUACCCAAGAUGAGUUUAUCAAUGGAAUUACUGAUAUUGAAGGAGAUAAUCAAAGACAACCUGCUCUUCUCAGGCUUGCUCUUGACGAUGUGCUUGAUUCCCUGAAGCCAAAGGAGAGCUUAGUGAUCAGGCAGAGAUAUGGUCUUGAUGGUAAAGGCGACAGAACGUUGGGAGAGAUUGCGGGGAACCUAAACAUCUCGCGAGAAAUGGUACGGAAAUAUGAAGUUAAGGCACUGAUGAAACUCAAGCAUCCUGCUCGAGUGGAUCAUCUCCGCCAGUACAUUGUCUGAACCGAUCAACACCCAGGUAUAUAGUUUGCUCUUUCGUGGUAGUAUCAUAGUCAUUUUUAACUAGAUGAACAUAGAGAAAUUUAAUACCAUGUAACAUAUAGUUGAACAGACCAAAUAUCACCAAGAACACAUUGCGUGUACUCUAUUCCUAUUCGCUAUGCUUUCUUGUCAUACUUAUACAUUUACAGUACAGAAUUUAUCUAGCGCGCA
Molecule: messenger RNA, 1941 nt
Organism: Tripterygium wilfordii
Lineage: Eukaryota; Viridiplantae; Streptophyta; Magnoliopsida; Celastrales; Celastraceae
Product: RNA polymerase sigma factor sigE, chloroplastic/mitochondrial-like
Exons: 6
Coding region: 187-1731 (514 amino acids)
Biological process (GO): regulation of DNA-templated transcription; DNA-templated transcription initiation
Molecular function (GO): DNA-binding transcription factor activity
Source: RefSeq, a predicted model, not a curated record